Chanos chanos (milkfish) is the source of this 1851-nucleotide messenger RNA. RefSeq names its product kelch-like family member 6 (gene klhl6). The transcript has 7 exons. NCBI's taxonomy places the organism in Eukaryota, Metazoa, Chordata, Actinopteri, Gonorynchiformes, Chanidae. The record is from RefSeq and is a predicted model, not a curated record. Gene Ontology annotation, molecular function: protein binding. Bases 1 to 1851 code for a protein of 616 amino acids.
AUGGGCGAUUCUGUGGAAAAGACCAUAGAUCCUCCUCAGCUGCAGCCUGUGGAGAGCAAUCUGCCUGAACCCAGCUUAGGUAUGUUGGAGAACUCUAGUCAGGAAGGGCAGGAGGAUGGAAGGGUCAUGUUCAAUGACUCUGGACUCUCGGCACAGCUCCACAACGGGCUCCAUACCUUGUGGCUGGAGAAGUCCCUCACCGAUGUCACCCUGUUUGUGGAGGGGAAGCAUUUUCCCUGCCAUCGAGUGGUCCUGGCUGCUGCUAGUCUGUACUUCAGGGCAAUGUUCUGUAAUGACCUGAGAGAAAAGCAUGAGGACAGUGUCGUUAUCCGAGGCCUGGAUGCAGAAACAAUGGACAUUCUCCUCGAGUACACCUACACAGGCAAAGCGCCUAUCACCGGACACAACGUCCAGAAAACCCUUGAAGCUGCAAGCCUUUUUCAAUUUCCACGCAUGGUGGAUGCUUGCGCCAACUACCUAGCUGAGGCCCUUCACCCUGACAACUGCGUAGGGAUCCUUCAUUUGGCUGACACACACUCAUUGCUGAAUCUAAAAGCCUGUGUCCAGAACUACAUCAUCCAGAACUUCUCACAGGUGUUGGCCCACGAUGAGUUCCUGGAGCUGUCCGCGGACAUGCUGGUCAACCUGCUCCAGCAGGACGACCUGAGCGUUACGGAGGAGGAGCAGGUGUUUGAGACCGUAAUGCACUGGGUGCAAGCGCGGGAAGCAGACAGGCUGCCUCUCCUUCCCCACGUCCUCAAGCACGUGCGCCUGCCCCUGCUGGACCCCUGGUACUUUGUGGAGAGGGUAGAGGGAGACCCACUGAUUCGCAGAUGCCCUGAGGUUUUUCCCCUGCUGCAAGAAGCAAGACUAUACCACCUUUCAGGAUAUGAGGUAAUUUCAGAGCGGACCAAACCCAGGAUACAACAGUUUCAAUCAGAAGUGUUUAUGAUCAUUGGUGGCUGCACCAAAGAUGAAAAGUUUGUCUCUGAGGUUACGUGCCUUGACCCUUUGCGUAGAAGUCGUCUGGAAGUGGCCAAACUACCAAUUACAGAAAUGGAAGUAGAAAGUGAUAACAAAAAGUGGGUGGAAUUUGCCUGUGUCACUUUCCGAAAUGAGGUGUACAUAUCUGGUGGCAAAGAAACACAACAUGAGGUGUGGAAGUACAAUGCUCCGCUGAACAAGUGGAUCCAGGUGGAGUUUAUGAAUACUGGACGCUGGAGGCACAAAAUGGCUGUGCUGGGAGGAAAGGUCUAUGUGUUAGGAGGAUUCAAUGGAGUCAACAGACUCAAUAGCGUUGAGGCAUAUGAUCCCUUUCACAACUGCUGGUCAGAGGCAAAACCCCUCUUGCUCAGUGUCAGCUCUUUCUCUGCUGCCAGCUAUAACAAGUGGAUCUAUGUGAUUGGCGGAGGGCCCAACGGAAAACUGGCCACAAACAGCAUGCAGUGCUUUGAACCGUCAUCAAAUACAUGGACCUUCAAGUGCCCAAUGCCUGUGGAAGCCAAGUGCACAAAUGCGGUUACCUUCAAGGACUCCAUCUAUGUAGUUGGCGGCGCGAUGAAAGCCGUGUUCUCGUAUAGUCCUCAUCAUGACGCUUGGACGUUGGUGACGCAGCUGAGCUGCGAGAGAGCCAGCUGCGGAAUAGCUGCCUGCAAUAACAAACUCUUCAUCACGGGGGGUCGAGACGACAAGAACGAGGUCAUCGCUACCGUGCUGUGCUGGGACCCAGCAAGUAAGAAACUCACGGAGGAGUGUGUGCUACCGCGAGGAGUGUCUCACCACGGUAGCGUGACGCUCAGGAAAUCCUACACACACAUACGCAGGAUCACACCUGGAGCAGCGACUACAUGA